Callorhinchus milii (elephant shark) is the source of this 1283-nucleotide messenger RNA. Its product is annotated as interferon-inducible GTPase 5-like. The transcript has a single exon. The coding region runs from base 1 to 1188 and encodes 395 amino acids. NCBI's taxonomy places the organism in Eukaryota, Metazoa, Chordata, Chondrichthyes, Chimaeriformes, Callorhinchidae. Gene Ontology annotation, cellular component: membrane. The record is from RefSeq and is a predicted model, not a curated record. Gene Ontology annotation, molecular function: GTP binding.
AUGGCUUCACUUACUCACUCCAAAUCCUUCAACCAGGAAGAACUAAAGCAGCUUCAGGCUGCUUUUCAAACAGGAGGAGUUGAAGGUGUCACACCCCUGAUCCAGAAGAAGUUACAGGACUUGGAGUCUGUAGAGCUUAACAUUGCAGUCACAGGGGCAUCAGGAGCAGGGAAAUCCACCAUUGUUAACGCCCUGAGAGGUCUUCAGAGAAAUGAUGAUGGAGCAGCUCCAACUGGUAACGUCGAAACCACACUGGAGGAAACCAGAUAUUUACAUCCCGAUCUGAAAGGUGUUUAUUUCUGGGAUUUGCCUGGAAUUGGAACUUCAACGUUCAAAGCCAAACAAUAUCUGAAGAAGAUGAAAUUUAAAAGAUAUGAUUUCUUCAUCAUUAUCUCACACACGAGAUUCACUGAGAAUGAUACGUUGCUCGCCAAGGAGAUUAAACGACUGGGCAAGAACUUCUACUUUGUUCGAUCAAAAGUUGACAAUGAUCUAAAUGGGCUUGGAGAGGAGGGUAUUGAUUAUAACAAAGAAGCAGAGCUGGAAAAGAUCAGGAAGGAUUGUGUCAGUAACUUGGAAAAGGCAGGGAUUCAAUUCCCAUCUGUUUUUCUCAUCUCAAGCCUCAAACUGGAUCAGUUUGAUUUUCUUAUAUUAAGGGAAACUCUUGCAAAUGAUCUCCCAGAUAUAAAGAAAGAUGUUUUCAUCCUGUCAUUCCCAAACACAACUGUGGAAAUUGUGGAGCAGAAAAGGGAGAUUUUAAAGAAAAGAGUCUGGAUGAUGACUAUAGCUUCCGCUUCUGUCAGAGCUGUGCCAGUUCCAGGGUUGUCCUUUGAUUGUGAUAUCGCUUUGUUAGUUACAGCAAUAAUAUAUUUCCUUCACUGCUUGUGUCUGGAUGAUGCCUCUCUUGAAAGAUUGGCCAGGAGAGUUGGUAAACCUGUAGAGGAUCUGAAAGCUGUAAUAAAAACCCCCCUCGUGGGUGAGAUAAACAUUGAUGUAGUUACUAGGUCAAUGCUCGGAACUGGUGCCAUUGCCAUCUCCGCACUAGAGCUGGCCCUCGAUUUUGUACCAGUUGUCGGUUCUCUCUUUGGAGCAGGAUUUAUUAUGACCUACAAGCUGCUGAAUGCUGCACUUGAUGAUCUUGUGAAGAAUGCAAAAAGUGUGGUGAAGGUCGCAUUUGAUACUAAUUAGGCUCCUCGUCUCCACCACCAACCACCUGCUCUGCCCACCCACACGUGCUCCCUCCAUCCUCACCUCCAUCUCCAAAUGUGAGCAGGUGACUGAUU